CAGAUCACGUGGUUCGAAUUGAUCAUUUUUUGGAUUGAGGUUAAAAAGGAUAUAAACCGGGUAAAUUGAGUUAUCCGAGUCAAUAACGUUUCACUCAGCAAAUAUUCUUUUACAUCUCAAAAUAAUUAACCAAAAUCUCAUGAAAUUUUGUUACCUGUGCUGAAAGGCCGGCAAAUAAACCGGUUACGACUGUACCAUUUUUCAAAAUGAUUUCCAGUAAAAUAAUUCGUUACGUGCACACAAACAAUGUUCUUUGGCAAGCGUCAAAUAAAUCGCUUCUUGGAAAACUUCGCAAAAGGACUGGAUAUACAUUUUCUAAUUGUAAAAAGGCAUUGGAAUUGCACCAGAAUGAUUUAGAUAAGGCUGAAAUUUGGCUAAAAGAACAAGCCCAAGCUCUAGGCUGGUCCAAAGCAGAAAAGUUGCAAGGUAGAAGUACAACCCAAGGCCUGAUAGCAGUAAUCGUAGACAAAUGUCAUGGGGCUCUCGUGGAAAUAAACUGCGAGACAGACUUUGUUGCACGAAAUAAACAAUUUCACGGAUUAGCAGACACCAUAGCCACAGCAGUUUUCCAACACGCUUUAACCCUCCCGAACGAUAAAGCCAUCAGCAAAAUCAUUUUGGAUGCCGAGGCACUCAAAACUAUUCUAGCACACGAUGGUAAAACCAUCGCUGAUCAUUCUGCAUUGACCAUUGGUACUGUGGGCGAAAAUAUCGGUGUCAGAAGAGCUCUGUGCAUGAGUGUUAGUCCAGAUGUGAAAUUGGCUGGUUGCACUCAUCCAGCUCCCAUUAAUCCAGUUCCAGCUUCCUUUGGGAGGUAUGGUUCUCUGGUAGCUUACAGAACUGCACAGCACAAUGAGCAACUUGGAAUGCAGCUAUGUCAACAUAUUAUUGGUAUGAAUCCUACCAAAAUUGGUGAUCCAAAUGUGGAUCAGCCAAUUAAAAGUGUAGAUGAUGAGAGCGUAAUGAUAUACCAGGAAUUUCUUCUCGAUCCCAGCUUGACUGUUCAGCAACUUCUGAUCGAUUCACAAGCGGAAAUAUUAGAUUUCGCUCGGUUCGAAAUGGGAGAGUUGAGCGAGGAAAAAGAACAAUUGAAAGCAGCUGAGACUUGUGGAUAAGCCAAAUUCGACUACAUGCUUUGAGUAAACUUUUUUUAUCUCUUGCAUAAUUGAGAAGAUGUUUUCAAAGUCUGAUAUAAUUAUUACCAUAUAAAAUAAGGUAUAAUUAUUAUGAACUUAAUCAGUUGAAACUAAGAGAUUGUAUUUUAAUGUGACUCAAAAUCUGUACUAAUUAUAGAAUAUUCAUCUUUUUUAAAUGACAAUUAUUCUUAUCGAAGGCGAAAUUUGCAUUUAAAAAUAACAUGAGAUUUGACAAUAGAUUUAUUUAUUUAUUCUUGAUCUAUUAAAAAAAACAGCAUUUUUUGUAUCUGUGCUGAAGAUGCGUCAUGCAAAUUUUGUACAAAGUAUGCUUUUUUGAAAGAAAGAAACAAGGCUGGAUCGUUAUGUAAUUUAAUGUGGUUAUAGAUUGAAAUAAUAAAAAUUCUGUUAAAAUUA
This is a messenger RNA of Belonocnema kinseyi, 1550 nucleotides long. It is a transcript of the gene mEFTs, whose product is annotated as elongation factor Ts, mitochondrial. The transcript has 4 exons. The coding region runs from base 207 to 1115 and encodes 302 amino acids. Gene Ontology annotation, molecular function: translation elongation factor activity; protein binding. Lineage: Eukaryota; Metazoa; Arthropoda; Insecta; Hymenoptera; Cynipidae. Gene Ontology annotation, biological process: mitochondrial translational elongation. The record is from RefSeq and is a predicted model, not a curated record. Gene Ontology annotation, cellular component: mitochondrial matrix.